AUGCCCUUUGCUGUCUCCAAACUCCAUGCACGCUAUGGCAAUGUUGUCCGUAUUGCCCCGGAUGAAUUGUCAUUGAUUGAUCCUUCGGCAUGGAAGGACAUUAUGGCAGCCCACAAGGAAAGGCCACUCAUGCAGAAAGAUCCCGCCGCAUUCACCAGAGCCGCCGUUGUGGAGAAUAUCCUUACCGUCAAGAGCGACGUCGAGCAUAGUCGAAUGCGACGAGUACUUACGCACGCCUUUUCUGAAAAGGCUAUGAGAGAACAAGAGCCUCUCAUCCAAGAAUACGUCGAUUUAUUAAUGAAUUCAUUGCACGAAACCGCAGAGGAAGGCCCACAGAACAUGGUCUCCUGGUACAAUUUCGUUGCUUUUGACAUCAUUGGUGAUCUCACCUUUGGCCAGUCUUUGAAAUGCAUCAGAAAGGGAAACAGCCAAUGGAUAACCUUUAUGAACGUCAUCUUCAAGACUGGCAGAAGAGUGUCAGUUUUCAAAUACUUUCCGCAUUUGACUCCCAUUAUGGUGCCCCUUAUGCGACGAUCGAAGAUUUAUAAGUCGAGCAUGAGGAGCUUUGAAAACACUAGAGCUAUGGUGUCAAAGAGAAUGGCCACUAAAACAGACCGUAAAGAUUUCAUGUCCUAUGCUCUUCGCGCGAUGGAGAGGGGCGAUCCUAGUAUGAUGAUGUCGAAGGAGGAGAUGAUGGUUACCUUCGAGGUGCUUAUGGUUGCUGGAAGUGAGACUACGGCAACACUAUUAAGCGGCGUGACCUUUCAACUCCUCAAAAAUCCCGACGUCUUACACAAGUUGGUGGCCGAAAUCCGAAGCACAUUCGCCCACAGUCAUGAAAUCACCAUGGUCAGCGUAAACAAUCUGAAGUACCAACUCGCAGUCCUAGACGAGGCGCUCAGGAUCAUGCCACCCGUCGCGACUGCCUUGGUACGGCUCGUGCCAUCUGGUGCGGGAGAGGUCGUGGGUGGCCACUUCGUGCCCGGGGGCACGAGAGUUGGUAUUCCACCAUGGGCCGCUUCUCGAUCUCCGCUCAAUUUUCGAGAUUCAGAGUCUUUCGUUCCGGAGCGCUGGCUGGGAGAUGUUCGAUACGCAGGAGACCGACGGGAAGCUUCGCAGCCGUUCAAUAUCGGGCCUCGCGGGUGCAUCGGACGAAACCUUGCGUACGCCGAGAUGCGCAUCAUACUCGCCCGAGUGCUUUUUGAGUUUGAUCUGGAGCUCAUGGAGUCGAGUAAUUCGUGGUUGGAGGAUCUCAAGAAUUUCACCUUGUGGCAGAAGGAUCCGUUGAUGGUGCGAUUGAGGCCUGUGGUCAGGGUUUAG
Letharia lupina is the source of this 1320-nucleotide messenger RNA. RefSeq lists its product as uncharacterized. The record is from RefSeq and is a predicted model, not a curated record. Lineage: Eukaryota; Fungi; Ascomycota; Lecanoromycetes; Lecanorales; Parmeliaceae. The transcript is spliced from 3 exons. Bases 1 to 1320 code for a protein of 439 amino acids. Gene Ontology annotation, molecular function: heme binding; monooxygenase activity; oxidoreductase activity, acting on paired donors, with incorporation or reduction of molecular oxygen.